Molecule: messenger RNA, 789 nt
Organism: Penicillium bovifimosum
Lineage: Eukaryota; Fungi; Ascomycota; Eurotiomycetes; Eurotiales; Aspergillaceae
Exons: 1
Coding region: 1-789 (262 amino acids)
Source: RefSeq, a predicted model, not a curated record
AUGGGUGCCAUCCCUUUGCCUCGUGUGGAAAACUACUGGCAAGAUGAUAAGUUCCAAAGGCCGUCUUUUCGUCCUCAUAUGGGUGUAGUGCGCUUUGAGCAGAUCAAGCGCUAUCUGCAUAUCUCUUGGCCAACUACCAGAGAUCCCCGCCGGCCAGAGGAUAAGUGCUGGUGGUCCAAGCUAGAACCUCUAGCGUGCGCGUUUCAAAGAGCUGCUGGACAGUAUUAUACUCCAGGGUCCAAUGUCUCAAUUGAUGAGACGAUGGUUCGCUGUUUUGGCCGUUCAAAGCAUACCGUGAAGAUGCCGAAUAAGCCCAUCAAGCAGGGGUACAAAUUAUUCGCCCUAGCUGAGCAUGGCUAUAUUCGGACGUUCACAUGGAGUAGCCGUCUCUUUGGUAUUGUGGACCUUUUUCGCUGGCCUGGUCUUAGCCCUACAGGCUCAAUGGUGAUAGCGACGAUUUGCAAGCUACCAGGGUUCUCAAGUAGCCAAGCUGGAUCGCCUACUGCCAACGCAGAUGCCAGUGCGGCUGCCAACACGGCUGUCGACACGGAUGUCAACGAGGCUGCCAACGCAGAUGCCAACCAAGCGCUAUAUAGCGUUUACUUGGACAACUACUUCUCAACCAUUGCCCUUUUCGAAGCCCUGCGAGAUUUAAGAUGUGGCGCAUGCGGCACUACUCGUAGGCAAGGCGGGACCCCCCCUCAGCUCGUCGAGCUGAAAGACCAUAUCAAGUCGAUUCCGUGGGGUACGUUAUAUACCUCCGAGGCUCGGGGGUUCCCUGGAGUAUAA